AUGUUGAAGAUACUACAGAGGUUCUUCGUUCUUACACUGCUGGUCGUCACAGUGUGCUUCAUAUCCUUCACUGGCUACUACUACAGUAGAACCAGCAAACACGAACCUCCAGCUAAAGUCUACAACCAACUUGCCGUCAUUAGUUCGAGGGUGCCUAACUUCGAAACGCCCACCACGGGUGCACACUCCAUACUCGCACCCAUCACGGGCGCACCCUCCAUACACGCACCCAUCACGGGCGCACCCUCCAUACACGCACCCAUCACGGGCGCACCCUCCAUACACGCACCGAUCACGGGCGCACCCUCCAUACACGCACCCACCACGGGCGCGCCUCCGAAGGAAGCGCCCAGCACCCUAGCGCCCCUGACGGGCUACAUCGCCUGCGACGAGAUGGGUCAGCUCGGGAACAACAUGUUCCAGUACGCAGGGCUCCUAGGCCUGGCCAGGAGAAAUCGGAAAAUCCCGUUUAUCCAACCCCACUUCAGAGUCGCCAAAUUCUUCAAGGUCACUCACGUCAUGUCCUUCGACGUGUCCAGAAAAUGGACGGUCGUUUUGGAACACAGUUUCGGGAAAUUCGAUACGACUUUAUUAAACCUAACAUCCGGGGAUAUACAUUUUAACGGAUAUUUACAGUCGUUUAAGUAUUUCCAAAAUAUAACCGAGGAGAUUAAGAAAGAGUUUGUUUUUCUCGACUGGGUAACUAAACUAGCGAGCGAUUGUUUAGAGAGUUUGAAAGACGUCAUUGGGGAUAGGAUUCCUAUUGGCGUGCAUGUGCGUAGGAGGGAUAAGACGUACGGCAAGGAUAUGGGGAGCGGUGACCUCGUGGCCUCUGACACGUACUUCCGGAAGGCUUUUGAUUGGAUGGAGGCCAAGUACAAGAACGUGGUGUUUCUCGUCGCCACGGAUGACCGAUCGUGGUGCCAGACGACGCUGGUGGACGGUGCCAGGGUGGUCCUCCUGCCUCCUGCCAUAGCGGAGGUACAUAUGCGCGUGUUGACGAUGUGCCGUCACGUGAUCAUGUCCGUCGGAACCUUCGGCUGGUGGGCAGGCUGGUUCGUCAGCGGUGACGUCGGCGGUGACGUCAUCUACUACACCCGACAGUUCAGGGAGGGCUCGGAGAGGAGCCGGAUGUUCGAGGCCACGGACUUUUUCCCGCCCAACUGGAUCGGGAUCGGGGACUGAGGAGGCCGCGAGGGCCACGACAGGGAACUUGUGGGAGAGAGAGCUGGGUGGAGUCUUCAGGUCGGCGUUACCCUACU
Molecule: messenger RNA, 1262 nt
Organism: Physella acuta
Lineage: Eukaryota; Metazoa; Mollusca; Gastropoda; Physidae
Product: galactoside alpha-(1,2)-fucosyltransferase 2-like
Biological process (GO): carbohydrate metabolic process
Cellular component (GO): membrane
Molecular function (GO): galactoside 2-alpha-L-fucosyltransferase activity
Source: RefSeq, a predicted model, not a curated record